UCUAGUGCUGCACGAGUAAAUCUUUCCACUCUGCACAAAGGAGAAAAGCUUCGCAAGAUAUGAUUUUUGUUUUCUGACAUUUUUGUGACAAGUGACAGAGAAAGAAAGAACAAAGUUUCCAGCCGAGAUGUUCCCUCUUUUCUGAAUCAGCAGAGAUCAAGAUGUUGUGGGAUUUCAUGUGGGAGUAUCUAAUGCAGUGGUUACACCUACAAUUGCAGUGGAGGCUGCUUCUCUCAACACAUGGAAUCCAAUGAAUGCCACACGACAAUGUUGCAGAAACAAGAGAUACCAGCUGUGGGAUGACACUGAAAUCUCACAGUUGGCUUGACGUAUUUAUUGUCACAUGCGAUCCGACUCCCCGAGUGCGGGUCUGCAGAUGCAUGUCACCGUGAACUCGCGGGGCUGUGAUCCGGAUGAAAGAUGGAGUAGGGUUUUGCUUGGUGGAAGGGUCGGAGCACGAAGGGUCCAUGCACGUGGCUCUUAAUAUCUUUUGCCUCUCCAACACUGACAGCAAUGAUCAUAUUCUUUGGAUGGAUCGAAGAGUGGUUUCAGUUUCACUCUCAGGGAAACACCCCAAAAGACCACACGUUUUGAUGCUAAGAACAACUUUCCUGAGACCAAAAAGGCUGGUUUGUACCGAACGACAGUGCUUUGUCGUCGUCAGCAUCGUAACGCAGGGUGAAACCAACCUCUAUUUAUGCCCACACCGCUCCCUCCCUGCCUCCUCGCACAGAUCCAACCUCUCCUCUCGUCGUGCGGGGGGGAAUGGCGCUGCUUGAGCUGGUUUUGGUUGCUUUUGCCUCGCUGCUCUCUGCUGGGGAGGGGUACGGAGGAAGAGGACGGUGGAGCAGAGCACAUGCCACCUUCUACGGAGGAAGUGAUGCGUCAGGGACGAUGGGAGGAGCUUGUGGCUAUGGCAACUUGUACAGCCAAGGGUAUGGAACCAACACCGCAGCUCUGAGCACUGCCCUCUUCGGCGACGGCCUCAGCUGUGGAGCUUGCUACCAGAUUGUGUGCGUGAAAGACCGCCGGAAUUGUUUGCGAGGAUCCGUUGUGGUCACCGCCACCAACUUCUGCCCACCCAACAGCGCCCUCCCAAACGACGCCGGUGGGUGGUGUAAUCCCCCCCUGCAGCACUUCGACCUAUCUCAGCCCGUGUUCCUCCGCAUCGCUCAGUACAGAGCUGGAAUCGUGCCGGUUGCAUACCGCAGGGUCCCCUGCAGGAAGAGAGGCGGCAUCAGGUUCACCGUCAACGGCCACUCCUACUUCAACCUGGUGCUCAUCACCAACGUCGGAGGAGCAGGCGACGUGCAUGCGGUGGCCGUCAGGGGAGCCAGGACGGGGUGGCAGUCCAUGUCCAGGAACUGGGGCCAGAACUGGCAGAGCAACGCCUUCCUCGACGGCCAGUCCCUCUCCUUCAAGGUCACCACCAGCGACGGCCGCUCCGUCGUCUCCUACGACGUGGCUGCUGCAACCUGGUCCUUCGGACAAACCUUCAGCGGUGGCCAAUUCCACUGAGAAGCACAUGUGACGUGCUUCACGUUAGAGAGUAACCCAUAAUUCUAAGCAUAGAGUGAUGGAUGAAGAUUAAAAGGGCUUAUUUUACCUUGGCCUUUCAUGGUGUUAGAGUCUGUGUGGAAGCCUUAUAUCAAUGGCUUGCUGUUCUUAGAGGAGAAGACACAGCUUAAGAAGCUGCUCGCCUUCUUAGGGAGUAGUCAGAAAGUGGUGGCAUUCUACCUCUCAUUUCUCCUGAGGCGCAUCUGAAGAGAAGGCUUCUUCUCUGUGACUCAUCGUCACCACUGCUUGUAUCAUGUCAUUUAUGCAAGUGAAGUUAUAUGGCAGAUUAAUGAUGCUUGUUAUGC
Molecule: messenger RNA, 1862 nt
Organism: Musa acuminata AAA Group (dessert banana)
Lineage: Eukaryota; Viridiplantae; Streptophyta; Magnoliopsida; Zingiberales; Musaceae
Product: expansin-A1-like
Exons: 3
Coding region: 766-1518 (250 amino acids)
Biological process (GO): plant-type cell wall organization
Cellular component (GO): extracellular region
Source: RefSeq, a predicted model, not a curated record